This is a messenger RNA of Argentina anserina (silverweed cinquefoil), 2997 nucleotides long. RefSeq names its product mechanosensitive ion channel protein 10-like. Gene Ontology annotation, molecular function: mechanosensitive monoatomic ion channel activity. Gene Ontology annotation, cellular component: plasma membrane. Gene Ontology annotation, biological process: monoatomic anion transport; transmembrane transport; detection of mechanical stimulus. The record is from RefSeq and is a predicted model, not a curated record. NCBI's taxonomy places the organism in Eukaryota, Viridiplantae, Streptophyta, Magnoliopsida, Rosales, Rosaceae.
CAUCUGAACCCUCUCCCUCUCCUCUCAUCUUCUUCCAUUCUUCUGUCCCUGACUUCUGCAGCUCUCUUUCUAUCUUUGGGCAGCCACCCUCUUCUCAUUCAGUUUCACACUGAUCUACUCAUCUCCGAGAUCAUCAUAUAGUCUUGUUCUAUCCCAUGUUUUCAGAUGAUGAACUACUUUAAUUACCCAAAUGAAAACCCAACAACCUGACCAAUCUUAAAAUGGCUGAAGUACUUAACUUUAAGCUCUGUUCUUUGCUGAUAAAGAUGAAAACUUUGUGUUCUACAAGCCCCAGUUGACUAGUUUCUCUGCAGUACUGAAGUAACAAUCAAUCCUAUUCCAGCUAAAUGGUCUUCCACUCUUCCCAUCUCUUCUUUUGUGGGUGCUCCGUGGAUAGCUUUGGAUCUUGUCCGAUUUUUUUGACCCAGGGUUUAAUGAAAGCCGCAGAGAAAGGUUCAAAGGGCGGCGAGAUAAGCAUGUCGGAGAAGCAAUCUGCGAAUGGAGGUGAAGUUGUAGUGGAUGUUCAGAACUCUGGGACAUAUGAAGCUAAAGGGUCUCCUUCAAACAAGCAAAGCAGAGCGGACUUGAGAGUGUCCACUGAGUCCGCUACUACCGGGUUCUCUAGGCCUGUUCCGAGUGGGUUUCCUUCACCGGAUGUUUCAAGCGCCAGUCCUAACCCUGCUGGUAAGCCUCCGAGGAUCCCGGCCCGCAAUGAGAGCAUCAAUAGGAGAAAGUCAUUUAAUAGGUCUGUUUCUAAACCCAAGUCAAGAUUUGGUGAACCAUCGCCUGUUCUGAAUGAAGAUGGUAGUUCAGAUCAGGUUAGUUCCCCUUAUAGGGGAGCUUCAUUCAGUAGGGCUUCCCCAAAUAACAUAUCAGGGGCCAGGGCCAUAUCCAUCUCUUCUAAUAAGACUGUACCGCCGUCCCCCGGCAGGACCAAAGAUAAGGAGGAUGAAGAGAUUUACAAGAAGGUUAAGUUGAGCAGAACUAAGCAUGGGAAAAUGAACAAGAUACUCUUGAUUGAGUUGAUUGUUUUCCUGUGCAUUUUGGGUUGUUUAGUGGCUAGCUUGACUGUGAAGAAACUAGAGCAUUUUAUGGUUUGGGGCUUGGAAAUUUGGAAAUGGUGCGUGCUUGUCAUGGUGAUAUUCAGUGGCAUGUUGGUUACCAAUUGGAUUAUGCAUUUAAUAGUUUUCUUGAUUGAAUGCAACUUUUUGCUUCGGAAGAAGGUGUUGUAUUUUGUUCAUGGAAUGAAGAAAAGUGUUCAGGUUUUCUUGUGGCUGUCUCUGGUUCUUCUUACAUGGUUAUUAUUGUUCAACCGUGGGGUUGAGAGGUCAGAGACUUCGACCAAGAUACUGAAAUAUGUUACAUGGACUAUUGUAUCAGUUCUAAUUGGGGCCUUUUUAUAUGUUAAAACAUUGUUGCUAAAGAUCUUAGCAUCUAGUUUCCACGUUAACACCUUCUUUGAUAGAAUUCAAGAAUCAAUUUUCCAUCAGUACGUGCUUCAGACCCUCUCGGGGCAUCCGCUUAUGGAGGAGGCUGAUGGGAAUGGUGGCAAAUCACCGAGCACUAGCAAAUUGAGUUUCAAAGCAACCAAGAAGGCAAAAGAAGGGAAGGAAAAACAGGUCAUUGACAUGACAAAGCUUCAAAAGAUAAAGCAAGAGAAGGUUUCCUCUUGGACCAUGAAGGUCUUGGUGGAUGCAGUAACUAGUUCAGGGCUGUCCACAAUCUCUCAUACAUUGGACGAGAUGGAAGGUCGUAAUGAACAAAGAGAUAAGGAGAUUACCAGUGAGAUGGAAGCAACUGCUGCUGGCUAUGACAUAUUCCUUAACGUUGCUCCACUCGGUGCCAAGUACAUUGAGGAGUGGGAUCUAAUGAGAUUUAUGAUUGAGGAAGAGGUGGAGCUUGUGUGGCCACUAAUUGAUGUGGCAAAGACUGGACAAGUUGAUAGAAAAACUCUAACAGAGUGGGUGGUGAAGGUCUACAAUGGUCGCAAAGCAUUAGCUCAUUCAUUAACGGAUACCAAAACAGCUGUAAAGCAAUUGAACAAGCUUGUGACUAGUGUCCUGGUUAUUAUCACGGCUGUGGUGUGGCUUCUGUUGAUGGAAAUUGCAACUACAAAAGUACUCGUCUUCCUUUCAUCUCAGCUCGUAGUGGCCGCUUUUAUGUUUGGAAACACUUGCAAGACUAUAUUUGAAGCUAUUAUUUUUGUAUUUGUGAUGCAUCCAUUUGAUGUUGGGGACCGCUGUGUUGUUGAUGGUGUUCAGUUAAUGGUUGAAGAGAUGAACAUCCUAACUACAGUCUUCCUAAAACUCAAUCAAGAAAAGGUAUACUAUCCCAAUUCAGUUUUAUCCACGAAACCCAUCAGCAAUUAUUACAGAAGUUCAAAUAUGGGCGACAGUGUGGAGUUCUCAAUUGCUUUUACUACACCGGUGAAGAAGAUAGGCGAGCUGAGAGGCCAAGUAAAGGAGUAUGUGGAGGGUAAUCAGACGCUUUGGCAUCCAAAUCACCAAAUUGUGGUGCUUGAAAUCGAGAAUGUGAACAAGUUAAAGCUGGCACUCUAUUUUAAUCACACGAUGAACUUUCAAGAAUGGGGAGAAAAGCAACGGCGGAGAAGUGAAAUUGUUAUGGCAUUGAAGAAAUGUUUGGAGGAUCUGCACAUUACAUACUAUCUGCUGCCCCUUGAUGUCCGCCUCUCUGAAACUAAAUGAGGUGCAACUGUGAUCAACAAAUGAUCAUUUGUAGGGUAAAAGCAAGACCCGGACUUUUGAGCUUUUCAAUUUAUUUUCACUAUCAAAUUUGGGUGGAGUAGGAUUUUGUUAGAAGUACUACUGUUUCCAGCAGACAGAUGAGAUUGAUGCAGUGAGUUUGGAUCAAAUAUGAUAUAAAUCAUGUAUUUUCUUUUUUGACAAUGGUAAUGGUAUCUGUUUUGUCCUUACAGUUCUUCAUUUAGGCCAGAAGGAAAGAUAAAGGUUGUUGGUUGGUCAAAGUCUGGUAUUUUCU